Molecule: messenger RNA, 1306 nt
Organism: Mucor mucedo
Lineage: Eukaryota; Fungi; Mucoromycota; Mucoromycetes; Mucorales; Mucoraceae
Exons: 1
Coding region: 42-1166 (374 amino acids)
Molecular function (GO): protein binding
Source: RefSeq, a predicted model, not a curated record
GGGGUUUCUUUAUAUAUAUAUAUAUUUUUCCUUUUUGCAAAAUGUCCAUUGCAAGAAUCGCAAGUGCACUGAGAACCAGUGCUAAAAAGACGAGCCAGCCAUGUCUCAACAAACGUUUCUUCAACACCCGAUCCAGACACCACUUGCACCGUACCGAGCCCAAAGAACCCAACUUCUCGACCAACCCAUACAAAGAAGCCAUGGAUCGUUUCAAGGAUCAAGCCAAAAUGGUAGGUAAAAUGACUGGCUAUACCAUUCUAUCCAUGACAACAGCGAUCGCCUUUGUUUGGCAAUCAUCCCAUUGGUACAUUGAAUAUGUCAUGCAUCCCACACCUUCCGAAUUAGGUUAUCAGGCACGUAAUUUACUUCACGGUGCCUAUAUCCGAGAAUCCAUCGCUCCCGAUUUCGAAGUCGCCUCAUUCUAUGUACGAGAAGCACUGCGCAUCGCUCUGGAAGAGAAGCAUCUACCCGAAUCCUCCCCUACCGUCAUCGACCUCCGACUUCGUCUGGCUCACGACGAAGCCCACGCCGGCAACCUUUUGGAGGCCAUCACCGAAUAUACCCGCGCCUGGAAAUUAAUGCUGGACGUCCAAGAGCAUUCCGUCCGUUUGAUCCAAGCUGCCAAACACGUGGGUGACUUAUACUUACGCAUUGGCGAUUUUGCUCGUGCAGAGGAAUUCUUGGCUUGGUCCCUUCAUCAGUUACCACAGGAUCAACCUUUGCUCAAAUCAAAAAUCACAUUGAAUUUGGCUAGUUUAUACGCCAUGCAACGUCACUUUCAAUUGGCUCUGCCGUUACUUUCACAAUCGUUGCAAUCCGUACCAGACGAGGCCAUUUGUUUAAAAGCCAUUGUGCAAAAUCAACUCUCGGAAGUCAUGUACGCCUUGGGUAAAACUGACGAAGCCAUGGGCUGGGCCCAGGCUGCUUUGGCAUCGUGCGCUCAAAAUGUGAAAGACCAGGAUUGCUUGCAAUGUGGUGGCGUCGCAUCCAACAAUUUGGGAAAGAUGUUGGAAAUGAAGGCUGAAUUUGAAAAGGCCCUGGAGCAUUACAAUCAGGCCGUGACUUAUUCAAUGUCAGUGCAUGACAGUGAAAGCCAUGACAGAUAUGUUCUUAAUGCAGAAAGGUUAAAAGAUUUUUUGGCAUCGAAACAAUUAGAAGAAAACUGAAAGAAAAAAAAUUAUUUAUUUGUAUAAAGAAGACAUAAAAAAAAAUCAUAUAGGGUAUUUUUUUUUUUUUUUUUUGGAGUAGGAGGGGUAUAGAAAGGAGUGUAUGAAAAAAAAAAAGAGGCUUAAAAGGGAUCGUAUGG